This is a messenger RNA of Sciurus carolinensis (gray squirrel), 4513 nucleotides long. It is a transcript of the gene Ntng1, whose product is annotated as netrin G1. Lineage: Eukaryota; Metazoa; Chordata; Mammalia; Rodentia; Sciuridae. The record is from RefSeq and is a predicted model, not a curated record. Bases 107 to 1741 code for a protein of 544 amino acids. Gene Ontology annotation, molecular function: cell-cell adhesion mediator activity. The transcript is spliced from 7 exons.
UACAUAAAGACAUAUAAAUAUAUAAAUACAAGUAUAUAUAAACACAUGUAUAUGUAAAAUAGACAAAGAUUACAGAUAAACCAGGAAGAUUGCAAAGAAUUUAGAGAUGUAUUUGUCAAGAUUCCUGUCCAUUCAUGCCCUUUGGGUUACAGUGUCUUCGGUGAUGCAGCCCUACCCUUUGGUGUGGGGACAUUAUGAUGUGUGUAAGACUCAGAUAUACACAGAAGAAGGCAAAGUUUGGGAUUACAUGGCCUGUCAACCAGAAUCCACGGACAUGACAAAAUACCUAAAAGUGAAACUGGAUCCUCCGGAUAUUACCUGUGGAGACCCUCCUGAGUCCUUCUGUGCAAUGGGCAACCCCUACAUGUGCAAUAAUGAGUGCGAUGCAAGCACCCCCGAGUUGGCACACCCCCCUGAGCUGAUGUUUGACUUUGAAGGAAGACACCCCUCCACAUUUUGGCAAUCUGCUACUUGGAAGGAAUACCCCAAGCCUCUCCAAGUUAACAUCACUCUGUCUUGGAGUAAAACCAUUGAGCUCACAGACAACAUAGUUAUUACCUUUGAAUCGGGGCGUCCAGACCAAAUGAUCCUGGAGAAAUCUCUCGACUAUGGACGAACAUGGCAACCCUAUCAGUACUAUGCCACAGACUGCUUGGACGCUUUUCACAUGGACCCAAAAUCUGUGAAGGAUUUAUCACAACACACCGUCUUGGAAAUCAUUUGCACAGAAGAGUACUCCACGGGGUACACGACGAAUAGCAAAAUAAUCCACUUUGAAAUCAAAGACAGGUUCGCAUUUUUUGCUGGACCUCGGCUACGGAAUAUGGCUUCCCUCUACGGACAGCUGGAUACCACCAAGAAACUCAGAGAUUUCUUCACAGUCACAGACCUGAGGAUAAGGCUGCUGAGACCAGCCGUUGGGGAAAUAUUUGUAGAUGAGCUACACCUGGCACGAUACUUUUACGCCAUCUCAGACAUAAAGGUGCGAGGAAGGUGCAAGUGUAAUCUCCAUGCCACUGUGUGUGUGUAUGACAACAGCAAACUGACAUGUGAAUGUGAGCACAACACUACAGGUCCAGACUGUGGGAAAUGCAAGAAGAAUUAUCAGGGCCGACCUUGGAGUCCAGGCUCGUAUCUCCCCAUCCCCAAAGGCACUGCAAAUACCUGUAUUCCCAGUAUUUCCAGUAUUGGUAACUGCGAAUGCUUCGGCCACUCCAAUCGGUGCAGUUAUAUCGAUCUGCUAAAUACAGUCAUUUGCGUGAGCUGUAAACACAACACUAGAGGGCAGCACUGUGAGUUAUGCAGGCUGGGCUACUUCAGAAAUGCUUCUGCACAGCUGGACGAUGAGAAUGUGUGCAUAGAGUGUUAUUGUAACCCUUUGGGCUCAAUCCAUGAUCGUUGUAAUGGCUCAGGAUUUUGUGAGUGUAAGACUGGAACGACAGGGCCUAAGUGUGAUGAGUGUCUGCCGGGAAAUUCCUGGCACUACGGCUGUCAACCGAAUGUCUGCGACAACGAGCUCCUGCACUGCCAGAACGGGGGGACGUGCCACAACAACGUGCGCUGCCUGUGCCCGGCCGCAUACACUGGCAUCCUCUGCGAGAAGCUGCGGUGCGAGGAGGCAGGUAGCUGCAGCUCCGACUCCAGCCAGGGGGCGCCCCCGCAGGGCUCCCCAGCACUGCUGCUGCUGCUGCUGCUGCUGCUGACCGCGCUGCUGGGGACAGCCAACCCCCUGCUGUUCUAGAUAUCGCAUCCAGCCAUUGGACAGGCCUGUGCCCUGGGGAAGCAAACAAGACCCAAGCAUUUGCUACUAACAUAGGAAACAUAAACACACCCCACUCCAACAAACGUACAAACUAAGAAGGCCUAACUGAACUAAGCCAUAUUUCUCAGACGUGGACAGCACAUCGGAGUCAAGACUGUUAAUUUCUGACUCCAGAGGAGUUGGCAGCUGUUGAUAUUAUCACUGCAAAUCACAUCGCCAGCUGCAAAGCUUAUUGCGGAUUGGAAAGGCUGUGACAGCCCCCCAACAGGAAAGACAAACAACCAACCAACCUGGAAACAUUUGCUACUCUAACGUGGUGCGCCCUCGUACCGCUCUGCCCAGUGUGUGGACCAACCAAAUAGAAGCAUUCUUUGCUGUCAGGUGCAUUGUGGGUAUAAGGAAAUCUGUUACAAGCUGCCAUAUUGGCCUGCUUCAGUCCCUGAAUCCCUUCCAACCUGUGCUUUAGUGAACGUUGCUCUGUAACCCUUGUUGGUUGAAAGAUUUCUUUGUCUGAUGUUAGUGACGCACAUGUGUAACAGCCCCCUCCAGAAGCGCAAGCCAGUCAUACCCCUGUAUAUCUUAGCAGCACUGAGUCACCCAGUGCGAGCUCAUACCCACUACACGAGAGUGGCUAUAGGAGAAAAGAAAGUGUAUCUAUCCUUUUGUAUUCAAAUGAAGUUAUUUUUCUUGAAAUACUGUAAUAUGUAGAUUUUUUGUAUUAUUGCCAAUUUGUGUUACCAGACAAUCUGUUAAUGUAUCUAAUUCGAAUCAGCAAAGACUGACAUUUUAUUUUGUCCUCCUUCGUUCUGUUUUGUUUCAUUGUGCAGAGAUUUCUCUGUAAGGGCAACGAACGUGCUGGCAUCAAAGAAUAUCCGUUUACAUAUAUAACAAGUGUAAUAAGAUUCCACCAAAGGACAUUCUAAAUGUUUUCUUGUUGCUUUAACACUGGAAGAUUUAAAGAAUAAAAAUUCCUGCAUAAACAAUUUCAGGAAUUUGUAUUUCGAUUUCUUAAGAUGAAAGGAACAGCCACCAAGCAGUUUCACACUCAUUUUACUGAUUCUGUGUGGACUGAGCACAUUCAACUGAUGAAUUUAGUACCCAGGAAGAUGGAUUGAUGUUCACUAGCCUGGACAACUUCUGCAAAAUAUGAGACUAUUUCCUCUUUGGAAAAAAUUAUAGCAGCAAAAAAAAUAAGUAAAUAAAUAAUUAAAUAUAAAAGAAAAGAAAGAAAGAAAUAUCUAAAUGAUUGCCAAGAUUAUGCCAAAGCCUGUUGGCAGAGUACUGAGAGACUUUUAUUUUUGAGUCAUGCUAUUUUCAGACUGAUGGUGAUCAUGUGACUCUAGGGAUGUUGAUCUAUGUAUCUUUCCAAAUACAGUGUUUACAUGGAGUAUCAUAAGAGGCCACCUGGGGAACCAGGACAGUAGCAGGGAAAUUGAGUGAUUAGCAAUUUGACUUUGAAUAUAUUCAGACUAAGUAUUUAAAUGAAAUAUCAAAAUAUACAGCAGCAAGUAGACAUAACUGCUGUUUCUGAGAAUAAAGUUUGUUUUAAGUACCGCCCAAGGUGUAAUAAAUUCUUGUUUCUGCCUUUUAUUAGGCCAAUUACUGUACAAAACAGCAAGUGGAGGCGGGUGGGGAAGAACCACUGCAAGGGUUUGAAGAGGCUCAAACAGUGCAUAUUCCAUUCCUGGCACACUGUUGUCCUACAGGUUACAGAUGUGUUAGCAGCAGCAUCUCCUGGAAUCAAAAACAAUUAUCAGCCCAAGCCUGAGUCUUGAGGACAAUGAAGUCCUACAUGACUUGGUAGAGCAAUAACCUACAACGGCGUUAGGUCAGAAGCCUAGUUCCAGUCUCGAUUCUUCACUCUGCUGCCACUCCUUGCGAAACAGGGGGAACGUUUUCUGAUAAAUAACCUGAGUCAAAACUAGAUGAAGGAACAGCAUGUCUUAUUGGUUUUGUUCCCAGAAAAGCCAAUUCAAAGAAGGCAAUAAAAGGUAAACAGGUAAUGCCUGUCCUGCCUGCCACCCCACGUCUAAGUCUAUUGAACGUUUGUUAUUCAAACCAACAGUCUCUUUUGAUGGAAGAAAUAAGAAAAGAUGGAAAUAAAUUAGAGCUUUGGCUUAGUGCCAGAGUGGCCAACCAGAAAUUGGAGAUUUACAUUAGAAGCAUAAACAGAAAAUUAUAUUUCAGGCUCACCAAAGAAUACACAUGAAAAUUCUACUAGCAUACAGAGUUUGAGAUUACUUAUAAUGAGGUGGAUUUCUAAUAUUAAAAUUGGAAUUUAAGUUGUAUUAUACUUUAUUAGCACAAACCAAAGGCAGACUGUGUUAUUUCUGGCAACGAUGCACUUUAUCAUUAUCCACUGAUGGCUUUGUCACAAUGCUCAGGAAUCAGACACUGCACAAUUCAAUACGUGGGAUUCCAAAAGCUAAUUCUAAAAUUUAAUGAAGGCCUGAUUUAAAUCAAAUUCAUCUGCAUUUAUCUUUAUGAGAGUAUAAGAAUCUAAAUUGAUGAGGAAUAUCUUGUGUUCAGUGUAUUUAGAUGUAGAUUUCUGAAUAUCCUGAAGUGAUGUGAUCUACUUUUAAUAAAAUUUCACUUUUAGGUAUAUAACAAAUGGAAAUGAAAUGUUCUUUUUAAUCUGGAUUCUCAAGUUCUUUUGAAAGGCCUGUUCCUUUGAAGAAAGCCCAACUUAGUGGAUUUUACUUAUCUACUGCUUUCUAGCAUCCUUUCAAAUCUGUUUUCAUCUACAAUAUU